Molecule: messenger RNA, 2703 nt
Organism: Chanos chanos (milkfish)
Lineage: Eukaryota; Metazoa; Chordata; Actinopteri; Gonorynchiformes; Chanidae
Product: protein NLRC3-like
Exons: 7
Coding region: 1-2703 (900 amino acids)
Molecular function (GO): protein binding
Source: RefSeq, a predicted model, not a curated record
AUGGAAAAUGAUCAGGUGGAAAGAAGCAAUGAGCUGGCUCAGAACUGCUGCAGAAGAACCAAGGCCAAACUUAGGAAAAAGUUCGAACGUGUAUUUGAAGGAAUAGACAAUCAAGGAGGGGUCACCUUCCUAAAUAAAAUCUACACAGAUCUUUACAUAACAGAGGGCGGUGGUGUGGAGAUCAAUACUGAACAUGAGGUCAGACAGGUCGAAACAGCAUUCAAGAGACCAGCAACAUCUGGGACAGCAAUACAGUGCAAUGAUAUCUUUAAACCCUUACCAGAACAAGAGAAACCCAUUAAAACUGUGUUGACAAAAGGAGUCGCUGGCAUUGGAAAAACAGUGUCUGUGCAGAAGUUUGCUUUGGACUGGGCUGAGGGAAAAGCAAAUCAGGAUAUCCAUUUUGUUUUUCCACUUCCAUUUCGGGAACUUAAUUUAUUCAAGGGGCUAAAAUGCAGCCUUAUGGAUCUUCUUCAUCGCUUCUUUGAAGAGAUCAAAGACUUAGCAGUGCUCACCUCCUGCAGACACAAAGUCCUUUUCAUUCUCGAUGGUCUUGAUGAGUGUCGACUUCCUCUGGAUUUCAAGAACAAUGACAGCUGCUCUGAUGUAACAGAUUCAACCUCUGUAGAUGUUCUGCUGACAAAUCUCAUCAAGGGAAAUCUGCUUCCUUCUGCUCUUCUCUGGAUAACAACCCGUCCAGCAGCGGCUAGUCAAAUACCCCUAGAAUGUUUUGAUCGGGUGACAGAGGUACGAGGAUUUAAUGACCCACAGAAGGAAGAGUACUUCAGAAAGAGAAUCAGUGAUCAGAAUGUGGCCAACAGAAUCCUCACUCACAUUAAGUCAUCAAGGAGCCUCUUCAUCAUGUGUCACAUACCAGUCUUCUGUUGGAUUUCAGCCACUGUUCUAGAAAGGAUGUUGGGUGAAGCAGAGAGUGGAGAGAUCCCAAAGACUCUGACUCAAAUGUACAUACACUUCCUCAUUUUUCAGACCAAACAGAGGACUCAGAAGUAUGAUAGACACGAUGGAAUGGAUCCACACUGGAAUAAAGACAGCAUUCUGUCAUUGGGAAAACUGGCUUUUAAACAACUGAGAAAAGGUAACCUGAUUUUCUAUGAGGAAGAUCUGAGAGAGUGUGGCAUUGAUAUCACUGAAGCGUCAGUGUAUUGUGGAUUGUGUACUGAAAUCUUCAGGGAGGAGUCUGGAUUACACCAGGUCAAGUUAUUCUGCUUUCUUCAUCUGAGCAUUCAGGAAUUUCUUGCUGCCUUGUACGUGUUCCUCAUGUUUGUCAACAACAACAGAAUUAUCCUCGAUCACCACAGAAACACCAAAAUGUCAGUUCCUUUCAAACCUCUACAAAUGACAGACUUGCUUAAAUGUGCUGUGAAUAAUGCCUUGGCAAGCAAAAAUGGACACCUGGACCUUUUCCUCCGAUUCCUUCUGGGUAUUUCUGAGGAGUCCAAUCAGACCUUCUUACAGGGUCUGUUGACGCAGGAGCAAAGUGAUCCACAGACCCGUGAGGAAAUGCUACAUUACAUCAAAAAAAAGAUUAAGGAUUGUCCCUCUCCAGACAGGUCAAUCAACCUGUUUCACUGUCUGAAUGAACUCCAUGACCAUUCUCUAGUGGAGGAGGUUGAAUCCUUCUUGAGCUCAGAAAAUCUUAACGAAACUGAACUCUCCCCUACGCAUUGGUCUGCUCUGGCUUUUAUAUUGCUUACCUCUGAAGAAGAUCUAGAUGUUUUUGACCUCAUGAAAUUCUUAAAUCCAAAUGUGAUAUCAGACGAAACUGUCCUGAGGCUGUUGCCAGUAAUAAAAGCAUCAAAGACAGCUAUGUUGAAGUUCUGCAAUGUCUCAGAGAAAAGCUGUGUGGGUCUGGCAUCUGUGCUCAGCUCAGCCUCUUCAACUCUCAGAGAGCUUGUUCUGAGCUCUACGAAGAUUCGGGACUCAGGACUGCGCCACCUCUGUGCUGGACUGAAUAAUCCUUGCUGUAAACUGGAAAUUCUCAAGCUCUUCGACUGUGAAAUAAAAGAGGAGGGCUGUACGGCGCUGGCCUCAGCUCUGAGUUCAAACCCCUCACUCCUAAGAGAGUUGGAUCUCACUUACAACAACCCAGGAGACUCAGGAGUGAAGCUUAUCUCCGAUGUGUUGCCAAAACCCCACUGUACACUGCAGACCCUGAAUGUGUCAGACUGCGGUAUAACUGAAGACGGGUGUGCUAUUCUGGCUUCAGCUCUGAAUUUAAACCCCUCACACCUCAGAGUGCUAGAUCUGAGCUUCAAUAAUUUGGGUGACUCUGGAGUAAAGGAGCUUUCAACUGUGCUUGGCAAUCCACAGUUAAAACUCGAAACAUUAAGACUUAAUAAAUGUAGCCUCACAAAGAACAGCUGUCCAGCACUGGUUUCAGUACUCAGCUCUGACCACUCAAAUCUGAGAGUGCUGGACUUGAGUGCUAAUGCACUCCAAGACUCUGGAGUAAAGAUUCUCUCUGUGGGUCUCUGGAAUCCUCUCUCCAAACUCCACAUGCUCAGGUUGACCUACUGUGGUGUGACAAAGGAAGGCUGUACUGCCCUUGCCUCAGCUCUGAGUUCCAACCCCUCUCCACUAAAAGAACUGGACAUAAGAGGAAAUAAGCCAGGAUUGCCAGGAGUGAAACAGCUCUCUGCUGUACUGCAUGAUCCUUAUAGUAAACUGGAGAGACUAGAGUGA